Messenger RNA from Folsomia candida, 1163 nucleotides. RefSeq lists its product as uncharacterized. NCBI's taxonomy places the organism in Eukaryota, Metazoa, Arthropoda, Collembola, Entomobryomorpha, Isotomidae. The transcript has 3 exons. Bases 145 to 699 code for a protein of 184 amino acids. The record is from RefSeq and is a predicted model, not a curated record.
AUCACGGUCAGGACGAUGUCGCGACUCCUUUAAAUAGCGGGCCGGCUCACGACCACUUUAUCAGUUGCACGGUAUCCUUCCUUCCAAGAACAGAAUCAUCUCAUUUGCUCGAGUCUUUGACUUGAUUUUUUAAAAAUCUUCAACAUGAAAUUCCUUUUGGUCCUCGCUGCCAUCGUGGCCUGUGCUGCUGCUCAAGGGUACGGAGUUCCUUCCCUCCCUUCCUUCAAUAAUGGUGGAUCUUCUUCUUCCGGAGGUGAUAGUUCCCAAUACGGUGCCCCCGCUCACCAGGCCCAAACUUUCCGUCACGUGUACGUUCACACCGCCCCCGAUGAGCCAGAAGAUCGUCAAGCACGAACCAUCCGAGUUCCCGGAGGAGACAAACACGUCAACAUCAUCUUCGUCAAGACCCCAUCCUCCUCUUCCUCCCAACAAACCGAAGUCAUCCUCCCAGAACAAGACGAGCACAAGAACUUGGUCUACGUCCUCCUCAAGAAGGGCGACAACACCGCUGACAUCAAGGUCCGACGACCACAAGCCAAGACUCCACAAAAGCCAGAGGUUUACUUUAUCCGAUAUGGAGCUCAACAAAGCCAAGGAUAUCAAGGUGGUGCCUCUUCUGGAUCAUCUUCCGGCUCAUCCUCAGGAUUCGUCGCUGCCCCACAACCCGUCCGAACCCCAAGCAGCCAAUACGGAUUUUAAGUCAUCCCUUCUGCCACUUCUUGCCCUAUUUUUCUACUCUUUUUCCACUAUUCUUGGUCCGUCAAAAAAAAAUCAGCAAAGUUUAAUCGUCUUAUUCGUCUUCAACUGUGUGUCGCCUCCCACCUGUGAGCUUAUCAGAGUCGUCUUUACAAAAUGUUGUCUGUUCUUAUACUCACUCUAGUCUUGCCAACGGUCUGUGGUCCAUUUUAUAUUCUCCUUUUUGUCGGAGGAACGAGCUUUACUUUUCUUCAAUAAUUUAUAAUAACCUUCCAAAAAAGAGCGUCUCUUUCUAUCUUUUUGCUCUUUACAGAUAUUUUGAAAAGUCGAGUUCUUUCGGGAACACGAGAAUUAUUAUGUGAUUGAGAUUUUUCGGUUAUUUUUUUACGUUUUUAUUAUUUAUGACUUAUUACUCUGAAACAAAAGAGUGCAAAACAAUAAAUCUUUCUUAAGCAAAAAAAUCAUAA